AUGACAGUAGGAGGAAUACGGACCGCAAAACAUUACCUAGGUGCAAUGGUGUUCUUUGGAGGACCAGCAAAGUUCUCUAUCGAAAAGAAAGGAUAG
This is a messenger RNA of Parastagonospora nodorum SN15, 96 nucleotides long. RefSeq lists its product as hypothetical. The record is from RefSeq and is a predicted model, not a curated record. The transcript is spliced from 3 exons. NCBI's taxonomy places the organism in Eukaryota, Fungi, Ascomycota, Dothideomycetes, Pleosporales, Phaeosphaeriaceae. Bases 1 to 96 code for a protein of 31 amino acids.